AUGUCUGCAACAGUGUCUCCAGCCUGCAAAAAGCUCCUGAUUUUCGGAGCAACUGGACUGAUUGGGAGUCGUAUUGCUCGCGAAAUUGUUCGACACAAGUCUAAAUUUGAGAGGGUAGCUGUCUUUACAUCACAAGGUACCUACGAAUUCAAGGCAAGCGAAAUAAAAGGCUUGGAAAAAGAAGGUGUGGAUAUCAUAGUAGGCGAUAUAACCAACUCAGACGAUGUGGUCAAAGCGUACCAAGACAUCGACACUGUGAUCUCUUGUGUAGGCAGAAAUGUGAUUGAACAACAAGUCGAGCUUGUUCGCCUUGCCAACGAGAGUCUCACGGUUCACAGAUUUUUCCCAUCAGAAUAUGGGACUGAUAUCGAGUACGGGCCAGCUUCAGCACACGAGAAACCACAUCAGAAGAAGCUGCAGGUUAGAGCGGCGUUGCGGGCUUGUGACCGCUUGGACCAUACCUAUGUGGUUGUCGGCCCGUACGCGGAUGGAGAACCAGGUCUCUAUUUCGGUGCAAACCCGGUUGUCAAGGAAGCCGGAACCUUCGACGUCAAGAAUAAAGAAGCUGUAUUGCUCGGGGAUGGUAAUCUGAAGAUCAGCUUCACCACCAUGAAAGACGUUGGCAAGCUUGUGGUUCUUGCUGCCCUCCAUCCGGACGCAAGUCGGAACAAGGCGCUUCGAGUCAACUCAUUUACAGCCACUGACUCAGAGAUACUCAAAGAAUUUGAAAGGCAGACCGGCGGGCAGCCCUGGAAGGUGUCGUACACGAGUCUCGACACGUUGAAGAAGCUUGAACAGGAAGCCUGGGAAGCUGGAAAGCCGUAUGCCACCAUCUUCACGCUGAAGAGAAUUUGGGGCGAAGGGGGCACCCUGUACGACAAGCGAGACAACGAUCUGAUCGAGGCGGAGAACGUGAUGGAGACAUUAGAGGAUGCUGUUGCGGAAGCCAUAAAAGUUCAAACGAGUUGA
Molecule: messenger RNA, 969 nt
Organism: Cladophialophora psammophila CBS 110553
Lineage: Eukaryota; Fungi; Ascomycota; Eurotiomycetes; Chaetothyriales; Herpotrichiellaceae
Exons: 3
Coding region: 1-969 (322 amino acids)
Source: RefSeq, a predicted model, not a curated record